ACAAUAAUUUAUUAAUUAACCUAUCUUUCUUCCCUCUAUAUAAUAAUAUUUUUGUAAGAAAAAAUAAAAUGGGUAUUAUUGAUCACAUAUCAGAUAUGUUUGAGAUUACAAGUACUAGGAAGAGCAAACGUAAACCAAUGCAGACAGUUGAAAUUAAGGUGAAAAUGGAUUGUGAUGGAUGUGAAAGGAAGGUUACUAAUGCAGUUUCAUCUAUUAAAGGUGUGAAAUCAGUGGAUGUAAGUAGAAAGCAAAGCAAAGUAACAGUAAGUGGUUAUAUUGAACCAAAAAAGGUGUUAAAAAGGGUGCAAAAUACAGGAAAAAAGGCAGAAUUUUGGCCAUAUGUUGAAUAUAAUUUGGUGUCAUAUCCAUAUGCAAUAGGUGCAUAUGACAAAAAGGCACCCUCUGGCUAUGUAAGGGAUGUUCCACAAGCUUUUCAAACACCAAAUACCCCUACUCAAAGGCUCACCUCGAUGUUUAGUGAUGAAAAUCCUAAUGCUUGUCAAAUCAUGUGACCAUAUAUAUAUAUAUAUAUAUAUAGACACUUAAU
Molecule: messenger RNA, 547 nt
Organism: Solanum tuberosum (potato)
Lineage: Eukaryota; Viridiplantae; Streptophyta; Magnoliopsida; Solanales; Solanaceae
Product: heavy metal-associated isoprenylated plant protein 26-like
Exons: 4
Coding region: 69-512 (147 amino acids)
Molecular function (GO): metal ion binding
Source: RefSeq, a predicted model, not a curated record